UCUUCUGCGCGCCAACCAAGCACGCCGCCCGCCGCCGCGCUCCCCGGAAGCGAACACCACCACACCCCACCACCGCGCGCCCUGGAUCCUCAACCGCUGCCUAUUUCUAUUUCCUCCCCCGCGGACCACCACCAAGCUCCACACCGCAAGCCAAGCAACCUCGUCCGGCCGCAGUUGACCGUCACAACUCAGGCGAUAAGAGCAGGUUGACCAUGUUGGCGAGGCUCAUGGCGCGGCUCCGCGGCGGGGACAACGGGGGGCGCCGGGCCUGCUACGGCAUCGCGGCGACGUGCGCGUGGCUGCUCCUCUUCUGCGUGCUCGCCGUCGCCCUACGCAGCGCCUGGAAGGCCUUCGCGUUCGCCAGCCUCGCGCUGGUGGCCUUCGGCGCCGUCGACCACUUCGCGCCCGACAUCUGGUGCGCCGGUGCGCCAAGGGACGACGCGGGCGGGUCGGAGCGACACCAGUCCACGGCGGCUUCCGUGGCGGCUCGACGGUUCGGGCUCGGGCGUGCCGCGAUCGACGCUCUGCCGACGUUCGCGUAUGGUGCCAAGGGCGGCGGCGACGACGUCGACCUCGAGUGCGGGGGUGACAGCGCGUGCUCGGUGUGCCUGGAGGACCUGCGGGCCGGCGAGCUGGUGCGGCGGCUCCCGGCGUGCAGGCACGUGUUCCAUGUGGAGUGCAUCGACAUGUGGCUGCACUCGCACCGGAGCUGCCCUCUCUGCCGGUGCGACCUCUCGCCGCCGCGGAAGCUUGUUCCCAAAACGCCAACGGUGGAGAGUGAAACGCCUGUUGAGGAUGCUUUGCCUGCGGCGGCGGUUUCAGAGACGGGACCGCCGGCUGAUGAUCAUGAUGCUUCGCCGCCGGUGGUGACAGUGGAGACGAAACCGCCUGCUGGUGUUUUGCCGACGGUGUAGAUCCUGUGUUUAAGAAUUUUUUAGGCUAGAGAAUGUCAUUUUUCUGCACGUCACCCAUACACACAGUAGGAUCCUCGCUCUUUCGUGUUGUAAAUCUUGUGCAUUCCUCUGUAUUCCGCCUGUAUAUACAUGCUGAGACUUGAGACUA
This is a messenger RNA of Triticum aestivum (bread wheat), 1062 nucleotides long. Its product is annotated as RING-H2 finger protein ATL39-like. Lineage: Eukaryota; Viridiplantae; Streptophyta; Magnoliopsida; Poales; Poaceae. The coding region runs from base 213 to 914 and encodes 233 amino acids. The transcript has a single exon. The record is from RefSeq and is a predicted model, not a curated record. Gene Ontology annotation, biological process: protein ubiquitination. Gene Ontology annotation, molecular function: transferase activity.